Dermacentor albipictus is the source of this 11482-nucleotide messenger RNA. RefSeq lists its product as uncharacterized. The record is from RefSeq and is a predicted model, not a curated record. NCBI's taxonomy places the organism in Eukaryota, Metazoa, Arthropoda, Arachnida, Ixodida, Ixodidae.
AUGUCAUCGCAGCAGGUUCGGCGGCUGGGUCCUCAUGUUUCAGAGAGGCAGCGCGAGAUACUCUUGUCAUUUGUUGAAGAGCACCCCUACCUUGCGAAGGCGUCGUGUGUGCUGGGUCAACAGCUGACGGCGGCGCGCAAGGAGGAGCUCUGGCAGCAAGUGACUGCCUUGCUGAACACUGAGGGCCCGGCAGUGAAAACUGCAGCCCAAUGGCGCGGCGUGUGGAAAAAAGACGUCUACAAGGCCCGCCGUGAUGCAGCCGCCUUGCACGCCGAAAGCAGCGGAACCGGAGGAGGCAGCCUGCCCGGACCGCGAGGGCGCAUCCUUUCCUUGGUUGGAAGGGCGAGCGCCAUCGGAGUCUGCCCGCCUUUCUAUGAGCCCGACGAAGAGGAGGAAAGCGCUGCUGACCGCGGUGCUGGUGACGCGGCAACUGCCGAGUCCCAUGUGUCUGUCAGCACAGCGCCUGGGACAAGCGGCAUAAGAGCGAGACCAAUGCAGCCCGCGACAGCGGAGAGGCGUCGGGAGGAUGCAGGUGGCCCUAGUAGUCAGACACAGCCACGGCAGACAGGGCGGGGCCGAAGGCCAGAGCAGAGAACGGACGACCUGCUGUCUUCUGUCGUUGCGAAAUAUGCUGAGUCUGUUGCACUCUCGCAACAGCAGAACAACCAAAUGCAGGACCUCCUCCAGUCGGCGCAGCAGCUGAGAACGGCAGUCGAAAAUCAAGGCGCGGCGACGUUGCGCCAAGCAGUAGCCACGGAACGCCAAGCAGUAGCCACGGAACGCCUUGCUUCUGCUGCUGAGCAACAGGUGCAGCAGAACACUCAGCUGCUGCAGGAGCUGCGGAGCCUGACACGGAUGGCGCCAGCACUGGUGCUUUGCAUUCAGCAGGCCAUGGGGAUGCCACCACAAGCCCCACCAGGUGGACCACCUUCUUAAGAGGAAGCUUUAGCUGGGGCCCAACUUUGACGCGGCCUAUUCAAAUACAUGUAAAAUGCAAAAACGUUUUUCUGAGAUAACCCUUGGGCCGAUUUUAAUGAAAUUUGUUGCAUUUCAGAGAGAAAGUUAAAUUGUAGCGACUGUUCGAAGCGGAAUUGGAUUUGUCUUAAAAGAAUUUUCAAAUAUUCGACCAUUUGAAAACAAUAGAAGCAUGAAGUUUACAAAUUCAUAGCUCUGCAUCAAGAAUAGAUAUCGUGGUUCUGUAAAUUGCAUCCAUUAGAUCGUUCAAAGCGGACAAAUUUGAUAUGUCAUUUUACAUCUUACAUGAAUUUGUUACGUUGGUUACAAGGGUUCUGCAAGAGCUUUAUUUCCGUAUUACAAAUUUUUUUAUUUUCAUGUGUAACAUAUAAAUUUUGUCCGCUUUAGAUGUGCUGUUAGAUUCAAUUCACAGAAUUGUUUUAUCAUUUUUUGUUGUUGAGUUAGAGAGUUGUAAACUUGACAGUUUCGUUUCUUGAAGAUUUUCAAAUUUUGCCAAUUUUUAAUAACAAUUUGACGACUUAACUAAUUCGAAACCAACAGUCACUAGAUUUUAAGUUUUUAUUUUCAAUGCAACAAACCUUGUGAAAUUUGGUGCAGUGUUUGCCGAGAAACACGAAGUCCCAUUUUACAUGUAUUUGGAUAGGAGCACCCGAGUUAAAGAUUCCUCUCAAGAGGAAGCUUCCGGAGUCCUCCACUACGGCGAGCAUUCGUAGUGGGGGACUCCGGAAAUUUCGACCACCUGGGGUUCUUUAACGUGCACCUAAAUCUAAGUACACGGGUGUUUUCGCAUUUCGCCCCCAUCGAAAUGCCGCCGCCGUGGACGGGAUUCGAUCCCGCUCCCUCGUGCUCAGCAGCCUAACACCAUAGCCACUAAGCAACCACGGCCGGUUCUUUUCAGAAAACAGAUAUUGCACUUCUGUAAAUUUCAUGUGUUAGAACCUUGUAUGUGGAUUAAUUUAGUGUGCAUAGAUGGUGUACCUGUUACGGCUCUGAUCGACACUGGUGCGCACGUAUCUGUGAUGAAUGCUCAGCUUCGGAAUCAUCUCAAGAAAGUCUGCACUCCUGCCCCUUCGCCUGUGGUCCAGGUCGCCGAUGGUGGAACACCAGCCGUUAUUGGCAUGUGUCCGGCCCGCACAAGUGUUGCCGGCCAUCAUACUUCUGUUUUGUUUUAUGCACUAGAGCACUGCCCUCGCGACCUCAUCCUGGUCCUUGACUUUCUGCUUACACAUUCCGCUUUGAUAGACUGUUCUGCUGGUGUUGUGCAACUUGCUCUACCUGCUGCUAUUGACCCUCCCAGUAUUGCUCCGAUACGGCUUUGUUCCACAGAGCAUAUUCGCCUCCCUCACCAUGCCGUUACCUACCUAGGUGUCUCCCCCGUUCCACCUGUACCAGACGGUGACUGCAUCGUAUCUCCUCAUCCGGAUGUCCUGCUCUCGCAUAACGUCGUUACCAUUUCGGGCAACACUUCAUGCCUUCCGCUUGUGAACUUUUGAUUCUGUACACAAGUACUCCCGCCCGGAAUAUCCCUGGCGCAAAAACGCCAGCCAGAGACUACCACUUGUGAGAGCUCCUCGUGUUCAACUCCUGCUUCGCCCCCUAUCCCUUCAGACCUGAAUGCCCUAACAAAAAUGAUUGCUCCCGACCUUCCUCCCCAGCGUGCUCAAGAACUACAUUGCCUCCUUGCCUCAUACUGGGACAUAUUCGACUUUGGAGAACGCCCUCUAGGACAAACAUCUGUCGUAAAACAUCGAAUAAACACUGGUGAUGCGAGCCCGAUCCAUCGGCGACCCUACGGCGUCUCACCUACUGAGCGACAUAUCAUCCAACAAGAAGUUGACAAGAUGCUUUGUCAAGACAUCGUCAAACCUUCUUGCAGCCCAUGGGCAUCCCCUGUUGUACUAGUUGAAAAGGACAACAGUUGGCGAUUUUGUGUCGAUUAUCGGCACCUCAACAAUGUAACGAAGAAAGACGUCUAUCCGCUACCACGCGUUGAUGAUGCCCUGGAUUGCCUGCAUGGAGCACAAUAUUUUUCGUCCAUCGACCUUCGCUCCGGCUGCUGGCAAAUUGCCGUCGAUGACACGGACCGCGAGGAGACAGCUUUUAUUACUCCCGAUGGCCUGUAUCAGUUCAAAGUGAUGCCUUUCGGUUUAUGUAAUGCCCUGGCCACAUUUGAAUGAAUGAUGGAAGCCCUCCUACACGGUUUCAAGUGGUCCAUCUGCCUCUGUUACCUGGACGACAUGAUCGUUUUUUCUCCGACUUUUGCGACACACCUUGAGUGCCUGUUGAUGAUCCUAUCUGUUUUUCGUCAGGCGGGGCUACAACUAAAUUUGUCCAAAUGCCACUUCAGUCGUCGUGAAAUUUCUGUGCUCGGGCAUCUCGUCGAUUCUUCUGGUGUACGCGCUGAUCAUGAUAAAAUAUGGGCAGUCAGACUUUCCCGUGCCAACAUGUGCCAAGAAUGUUCGCAGCUUCUUGGGCCUUUGCUCCUACUUCCGUCAGUUUGUCCGAAAUUUUGCGAACGUUGCACGCCCUCUCAAUCAGCUCCUCAAGAAAGACACUGCAUUCCUUUGGGGCCCUGAGCAAGCUGGUGCUUUCACUGAGCUGAUUGGGCUGCUUACGUCCCCUCCCAUUCUCGCUCACUUUGAUGCAUCAGCUCCAACAGAAGUCUUUACCGAUGCCAGUGGCCAUGGUAUUGGAGCUAUCUUGGCACAGAAACAACAAGGGCGGGAAUGUGUUAUUGCCUGCACCAGCCGCCUUCUCUCCUCUGCGGAGAGCAAUUAUUCUAUCACCGAAUGCGAGUGUCUGGCUCUCGUUUGGGCAGUGGGUAAAUUCCGCCCCUAUUUGUACGGCUGCCGAUUCACAGUCAUCGCUGACCAUGCUCUGUGUUGGUUUUCGUCCCUCAAAGAUCCUUCAGGGCGCCUUGGCCGCUGGGCUUUGAGCCUCCAAGAAUACAACUAUUCAGUUGUAUACAAGACUGGCCGGUUACAUCAAGAUGCAGACUUGUCGCGCCAUCCUGUCGACCCUCCUGACGUUUCUGCGGCCGGCAUACCUGUAACCGUUCUCUCUCUGGCUGCGUUUCGCGACAUUGGAGCCAAACAACGUUGGGACGCCUCCUUGCAACACCUUAUUCAACGGCUCACUUUAACGACGCCCGAUCCUUCCCUUCGCAUGUUUGAACUUCAAGAUGGUGUAUUAUACCGCUCUAACAUGCACCUGGACGGCCCUGCCCGACUUUUCGUUGUGCCUGAGCAUCUGUGUCAGACUGCUCUCGCCCAGCUUCAAGGUGUACGGACUGCAGGUCACCUUGGCGUGUCACGGACUUAUGACCGCGUUCGUCGGCGCUUCUUUUGGCCUGGUCUAUACUGUGAUGUCUGCCGUUAUGUCACUGUGUGUGAUCUUUGUCAACGACGCAAAAAGCCGACCACACUCUCUGCUGGUCGCCUUCAACCACUUGACGUACCAUCAAAACCAUUGUUCCGUGUAGAUGUUGAUCUUGUAGGCCCUUUUCCUACGUCUGCUUUGGGAAACAAGUGGAUGUCUGUAGCAACAAACUACGCCACCCGAAUGCAAUCACACGGGCUCUUCCGACAAGCUGCGCAACCGAUGUCGCCGACUUCCUUCUAGAAAACGUCAUCCUUCACCACGGUGCCCCUCAACAGCUUCUCACCGACCGAGGUUGCUACUUUCUUUCUAAAGUUGUCAAUGACAUUCUACACUCGUGCGGGACUAAACACAAAGUUGCUACUGCUUACCAUCCACAAACGAACAGUCUAACCGAGCGCCUUAACCGCACCCUUAUUGACAUGCUGUCCAUGUAUGUCUCCGAUGACCAUUGCGACUGGGACGUUGCGCUGCCGUUCGUUAUUUUGUCUAUAAUUCAUCUCGCCAUGAUACCGCAGGCUUCUCUCCAUUCUUCCUCUUGUUUGGCCGUGACCCUACGUUGCCUUUCGACACCAUUCUGCCUACUAGUCUGAAUUCCACACUCGAAUACGCCCGUGAAGCCAUCCUCAAAGCGCAAGAAGCACGCCAUAUUGUUCGACGUCGACUUGUGGAGUCGCAGGACAAUCAGCGGCGCUUAUAUGACGGCCGCCAUCGUGACGUCCAUUGCACACCGGGCGCCCUGGUUCUCCUUUGGUCGCCAUCGCGACACGUUGGCCUCUUGGAUAAGUUACUUCCAUGCUACUCCGGCCCUUACUGUGUGUUGCGUCAAGUAACUGACGUCGCACACGAAAUCGCCCCUCUCGAGCCAACCGUGGCUCACCAUCGCUCCGACAUGGUCCACAUCGCCUGUCUUUAGUAUCACACUCGCCUGCCUCCUAACCAGCACCGAGCUGGUGCUUCAGCCGCCGGGGGUCAUGUGGCACGCUGACGAAGAUGUUUUAAUCAUCGUCGGAAGACGACGAUGUUCUGGUCUUCGCGUGCUGUCUACCAUCUUGUCAGCUGCUAUAAUCAUUGUAAAUAUUCUGUAAAUACACAUCUGACUGUUUUUAACCUCGUAACAAUAUAUUUGCUGAUUUUGCAUCUGUGAACAGAACGGGCAGUCAAUAUACAGGUUUCCUUGAGGUUGUGCACGAAGAUAUGCUCCAUCAGUUCGUAAGAGACCCUUUGCGUAAUGAUAGCACUGGUAAUGUGCUUGAUCUGUUGUUUUGUGAUGCACCAAGCAUUGUAUCAAAUGUACGUGUUUUGCCUGCUAUAAGCAAUUGUAAUGUUAUUGUAGCCGGCACUAUCUUUCAAAAUGUGUGUGUAUCAAAAAAACCUCCUAGAACUGUGUAUGCAUAUAACAGGGCUAACUACGCUGUACUAAAAUCGGCACUUGAAUCUUAUUUUCCUACUUUUGACACAUUGGCUGAUGAAUUAAACGUGGCAGAGUUAUGGGGGUACUUAAAAACAAGCUUUUGGAAGUGCGAGAUGACUUUGUUCCCCUUCGAACUCUGUCUUCCAAACGUGCAAAAGAUAAGCCAUGGUUUCACUGUUGACUCCGUUCCUUAUUACGAAAAAUUAGAAGAAUGUAUUGGCAGAUUAGAACUAAAAAAUCGAAUAGUCGUCACAUACAGUUCAGUUAAAACGUAGCUUUAGAGAGCUCACUGGAUCUGCUAAACGCACAUAUUUUGCGAACUUGGGACAGAGAUUAGUGGACGAUCCUAAGGAAUUUUGGAAAUAUGUUAAGGGAAACGGUAAGGAUGACACUUCUGUUCCACACUUGCACUGGUCCGACAGAAUUGUUAAUGACGACUCAAGUAAGGUCGACAUUUUCGUUAAAUACUUUUCAUUAGUAUUUCAGUCUACUCAUUCAAACAUUAGUGGGGUUAAUAGAGUUGAUUUUCCUGUCGGAGCCGGCGAAAUGUCUGAGGUUGUAUUUAGUGUGACGAGCAUCGAGCGAUUAUCAGAGUUUGAAACGAACAAAAGUGUGUGGUCCGGAUGAUAUCCCUACAUCAUUCCUUAUAAAUUGCUCGGGCAUCUUUGUACUUCUGUCGCUUAUUUCAAAAUUCCUUAAAUAACAGCGUUUUUCCUGGUGAUUGGAAACUAGCGCGAGUGGUGCCAAUUCAUGAGUGGACAGAGGGACAGAGUUGAGAAUUAUGGACCAGUAUCCUUAGCUAGCAUUGUAUGUAUGUAAGAUUAUGGCACAUGUGUAUACCUGCAUGAUGUCUCAUCUUGAUAACAAUAACCUUCUUCAUCCUAGUCAGCAUGGGUUUUGGCAGGGUUUUUUGUGUACGACACAAUUGGUUGCGUUCACUCAUGAGCUAGUCUCAGCAGUCGACAAGAAACAAAUUGUUGAUUGUAUAUUUCUGGAUUUCAAAAAAGCUUUUGACGUCGUUACGCAUAGUCCCGAUUGCUAAACUUCGACUUUACAAAUUGGUUGAGAAGGUUAUCGCAUGGAUUGCCGAGUAUCUUCGCUCAAGACAGAUGUCUGUGGCUCUCAACAGAUGUUCCUCUGAAUACGUACCUGUGACUUCUGGGGUACCCCAGAAGUCGCAUUCUUGUUGUUCAUUAAUGGCACCACUUCGGGCAUUACAUCAUCAUUUACAGCAUGGUUUCGGAAAAGGAUUUUCUUGCGAAACCCAACUACUAGAAUUCACGUCAGACUUGCACUUUCAUAUGAACAGUAAUAAACAAAUUGACUGCAUCUUUUUGGAUUUCUCAAAAGCAUUCGAUCGUGUAGCCCAUAGUCGCCCGAUAUCGAAGCUCUCACUAACUUUAUCGUGGAUUCGUAAUUUUUUUACUAAUCGCGAACAGUUCACUGUUGUUACUAACUUUUCCUCUGGCCUCUCUGGCGUCACCUCUGGUGUACCUCAAGGCAGUGUACAUGGGCCUCAUCUCUUUUUAAUUUACAUUAAUGACUUGCCGAACAAUAUAUUGUCACAGACAAAGCCACAGAGGACUUCGGUCGACGCUGUAGAUCUCUUUAUUUAUCGCUGUCCUGGCACCUUCGUCGUUCUCUUCCUCUGCUCCACCCAACAUGCCUAGUAUGUGGCACCGAAUUGCACCGUGUGGCUGUCAGCUGUGUCGAGGUCGUGGCAUUACCCCCCUCCCUAGGAGCAUCGUCUCGAUGCUGGAAAGUAGGUGGUAAAAGCAUUGCGUCCAACGUUGUGACAGCUUCCCGGUCGUGCACCAAGCGAAAAGGGGUGUUUGUUCGAAGGUGUUGGAAACGAAGCAACAGCAAUGGUUUUGUCAGGGUCUGGUCGAAUGCCCUCGUAGCUGAUGACAUGGCCUAAGAAUUUGACUUCGUCAUACCCGAAAUGGCAUUUUUCAGGCUUUAAAGACAGACCAGCAGUACGAAUUGCGUCAAGAACUGCUUGUAAAUGCUGGAUGUGCUGCUCAAAAGUUUCUGAAAACACAACGAUAUCAUCUAAAUAGACAAGGCAUGACUGCCACUUGAGACCUGAUAGAACCGUGUCCAUCAUGCGAUGAAAAGUAGCAGGCGCAGAGCACAAUCCGAAAGGAAGGACCUUGAAUUCGUAGAGUCCGUCAGGCGUAAUAAAUGCGGUUUUCUCACGAUCACGCUCAUCAACCUCUAUUUGCCAGUAGCCGCUGCGAAGGUCCAUCGAUGAGAAGUAUCGAGCAUGUCGAAGGCGGUCCAAAGUGUCGUCGAUGCGGGGAAGGGGAUAAAUGUCCUUCUUCGUAACGUUGUUAAGCUUGCGAUAGUCAACGCAGAAACGCAGUGUGCCGUCUUUCUUUUUCACCAGAACCACAGGUGACGCCCAUGGACUGGUGGAGGGCUGUAUGAUAUCGUCGGUAAGCAUUUGUUGGACUUGAUUUCGAAUGGCGUCUUGCUCUUUCCGAGAAACGCGGCAGGCACGUUGGCACACAGGUCUUUGAUUGGGAUUUGUAAUAAUUCUGUGUUUCGCAAUAGGCGUUUGGUUGACCUUCGAUGUUGAAGCGAAACAGUCCGCAAAAGACUGUAAAAGGCUCCGAAUGCUAACCUGUUGUUCAACUGAUAAUUUAGAAUUCACAUCAAUAUUGUUGUUGGCUGGUACGUCACAGUUAGAAUCUCCAUCAGUGUGUCCUACCGUUAAACAAGCGGGAAAGUCACUGACUGGCUCCAAAUAGGCAAUGGCAGUUCGUGGGGCGAAGUGCUGGUAUUCACGACUGAAAUUGGUCACUAAAAUCUGAGCAGUCCGUGACGACAGCUGCAAGAUGCCGCGGGCUAAGCAAUGCUGUCGAGCAACAACAAGACUGACAGAUUGCCUUCAGCGAUUCCGAGACGGGGAGGGUCAUCGUCUGUUUCUACGGUGAUCAACGCAGUACUCCUGGGUGGUGAAGUAGCACAGUCACCCGAAACGCGUAACACCGUGGACUGUGGGUGGUAGUCGUCCGAAUGAGUUGCGUGUUCGCUGGAAAAAGUGACAAGUAACUCGCGAAGGUUUAUGAUUGCGCCGUACUCCCGAAGAAAGUCUAUGCCGAGUAUGACCUGCCUAGAGCACUCUGCCAGUAUAAUAAAUGAACCGACAAAUGUGGCCUCACGAAUUUGUAUCCUCGCAGUGCAUUUGCCGAUCGGCGUGAGGACAUGACCGCCGGCUGUACGGAGUUUAAGUCCUGGCCAUGGUGUCGUCACCUUGCGAAGUGCAGUAACCAGUUGUCCGCUCAUGACAGAAUAAUCGGCACCAGUAUCGACAAGAGCGGUUACCGGGUGGUUAUCUACAGAAACAAGUAUGUCGGCUGAAACAGGUUCACGGUUUUCGAAGGAAGGUGUUGAAGAUACGCAGUCGUCGUUGUCGUCGUCGUUAUCGUCGUCGGGGUGUCGCAGUGGAGGAUCUUUCGAAGUGCGUUGGACAGCGGCCCCACCCCCAGAGGUCGCUGUUCUUAGUUUCUCCGACUUGGGUUCGUGGCCCAAUUGCCCACGGAAGCGGAGAACGUAGUGUAGCGGUUAGGUGACGCCGAUCGUCGAGGAGGUGGUGAUCGUGACUGGCGCCUCUGCGGAGACGGAGAUCGGGUCGUUGGCAGGGACUGUUCAACCGGUGGGAACUGCGCGUACGGCGACGAAGGUUGACUGGCCAGAUAUUGCUGGAUUUCUCUCGGGCGCUCUCCCUCACGUGGGCAACGAGCGCCGGGGUGAUAGCCCUGGAGUCCUAUUCUUCGCUAGUAGCAGGCGCGGUACAAGUGGCCCGCUUCGCCACAGUGGAAGCAGAGUGGCUGAUAGUCCGGUGUGCGCCACACGUCUGACUUUCGCGUAUUGAUUCGGGGGCUCGUGGACCCGUACAUAUUUGUACGUGAAGCUUGGCCCUGGAAGUGGCACAGCGGUUCUUCAGAAGAAGGCGGGUUACUGUGGUUCCCGGGUUGCGAUGGUAGCCUCACUGCUUGUGCAUAAGUCAGUACGGGAGUGGCUUCAGGUCUGAUUUGCACGAAUGGCUGUGCCGCCUGGCGGACUUCUUCGCGGACGAUAUCUGUGAGGGACGUUACGGUCGGUUUAAAUCGUGCUCCCUGUAGUCGAUCGAGCUCCUCACGCACGACACUACGCACAAGCUCUCGAAGCGCAUUGGUGUCAUAGGGCAACGAGAGAGAAGACGCUGAUCCCAGGCUGAUUUGGCGAUCGUAGACUGAGGAACGUUGCUGAAUGGCUCGCUCCAUUGUCGUAGCCUCACUGACGAACUCAGCUACUGUAGCUGGAGGCCUUCGCAUCAGUCCAGCAAACAGCUGCUCUUUCACUGCACGCAUCAGCAGGCGUACUUUCUUCGCUUCUGUCAUGCCAGGGUCAGCACGCUUGAAAAGCCGCGACAUGUCCUCGACGAACAUGGCAACACUUUUGUUCGGCCUUUGAACCCUGUUCUGAAGGGCUUGCUCUGCUCGCUCUUUUCUUGCGGGGCUGCUGUACGUAUCGCGUAUCUGCUGCUGAAAUUCUUGCCAGGUGCUAAUGGAUGGCUCGUGGUUAGCGAACCAUGUUCGGGCAGAGUCCUCUAGGGCGAAGUACACGUUCCUUAACUUUUUCUGCUCGUCCCAAUAAUUGACGUCAGCCACACGAUCAAAGUCGUCGAGCCAGUCUUCCACGUCCUCAAAAGGCUCACCAUGGAACGGCCGCGGCCAGCGUGGGGUGUGGAGAACCAGCGACACAGGAGGCUGUCCCGUACCGUAUGUCUCCUGUGUCUGGCUUGCGGUUGUGGUGGACAUCCUCGGCAGAUCUUGCAGGCCGUAUUCCGGAGGAAGUCUUUGAAGCCGUCGGCUUUUGCGUAGGUUGUCCACUUCCAGUUCCUGGGGGUCUGAAUACAUAGACGCGUACCCAGCACCUCCACCAAUUUGUCACAGACAAAGCCACAAAGGACUUCGGUCGAUGCUGUAGAUCUCUUUAUUUAUCGCUGUCCUGGCACUUUCGUCGUUCUCUUCUUCUGCUUCAACCAACAUGCCUAGUACGUGGCACCGAAUUGCACCGUGUGGCUGUCAGCUGUGUCGAGGUCGUGGCAAUACCAUCUUCUGUACGAUUAUUAUUUCACAGAUUUGUUCACACAGUUGGCCUAACCUUAUCAAACCUGAAAGAAGCAUCCUCGACGUCGCAACGACUGAACAAUCAGUUCAGCUACACCCGAAUUUAUAGCAACACACACCCUUUUAAUUUUUCAACUUUGCCCCGUGCGGUCCGUUUAUGGAACGCACUACCAGAUACCACUGCAUGCCAAUCUAAACACACUGCAUUUCGCAAUCUGCUAAACGAUCAAUAUGCCGUUUCAACCGUCUAAACACGUCAUGUCUUUUGUGACUUUCUUGCAUUUUUUCUACAAUUUACAGAAUUUCAACACUCCCAAUUUUUUUACAAUACACACUACUGUAUAACAUGUAAAAACGUUUACAAUGUUAUUAUGCUGUUAUGUUGUUGUUUACCAUGUAUUGUUAUUGCUCUACAUAUUGUAUUUGCUAAUGUAUUAAUUUUCCAUGUUCUGUGUGCACUCCUUUCAUUAUGCUGAUGUUUAUUUCUUUCCCGAUUCCAUACUAAUAUGUUACCGUAUUUCCCCCUUACACUAUUCAUUCUUGAAGGCCUGUAAGGUACAUGUAAAUAAAUAAAUAAAUAUUUAGAAUGUUUGCA